This is a messenger RNA of Paramecium pentaurelia, 2190 nucleotides long. Lineage: Eukaryota; Ciliophora; Oligohymenophorea; Peniculida; Parameciidae. The record is from the annotation of a GenBank genome assembly.
AUGAUUUUUAGACUAUUGUAUUCAAUAACAAGAACUAAAGUAUGAAAUCAUUUAAAUGCUAGUUAUCCUCUAAUAUUGAUUUUAAAAAGAGAUGCUUAAAUACUCUUGAAUUGUAAUUUGAUAAAGUUGAUGAUAUAAUUAAGUCAACUCCAACCCUAUUCCUUCGAGGAGGAGGAUGCGUAGGAUCAAAAGCAAAGAUAAAAAGUCAAAUGUAAAACACAAUUCCUAUGAAUUACUUAUAAACAAUGAAAUUAAAUAGUCAAUUGAUUGUUGAUAAAUGUGAUUAACUUUUAGACAAUUUUUCUAGGAAUGAAAUAAUGAUGUCAUUAUAAUGGUUUUUUUAUAAUCGAUAUUGGAUUUGUGAAAUUUGUAAAAAUGACAAUUUAAUUUUAAUGCUCUAUGAUUUAGCAUUAAACUAAUUUAGAUAGCUUAUUUCAUUUAUAUCAGUUUAUUUAAGAGGAUCAAGUUGUCUUUGUUAUUAUGUUUUGGAAGUUUCUAAUGAUUUAUUAAUGAUAAUUUAUACUUAUUAGCUAAAAGAUGAAUAGCGCGUACUAUUGGUUGAAGUACAUGAUGAAUUAUUAUCUAUGAUUGAUAUUAUCAAGCAAGAUCUUGAAGUCUACUAAAAUUUUUGGACAAGUGGACUCGAUUUUUAGAUAACUCUGAUUAAAAUAGUCUUGAUAAAUAGUAGGACAAACUCUAAGGAAUAAUAGGAUAAAUUAAUAUCGAUUGAAUCCUCUGCAUUCUCUUCUUUAUUAUCACUUUCAAUAAGUGAAGAUUUUACAAAUGCAUUAUUUGAUUUUGCAAAAUAUUUGCUGAUUGAAAAAUACAACCAAUUUUCUUAUCCUAUUCAAACAUAUCAAAUAUAUUAUUUCUUUUUUCUCUUAAAAUGGAGCAUUAUAAAAAAUAUUCAAGAAUAGAAUUUAGUAAAUAAAUAAAUUGCAAAUCUUUAGUUAGGAUAUUAAUAAUAUGUGCAGAAUUCAGAUAAUUGGAUAGUUCACUUUUGUUGGAUAAAUGCUAUCUCAGAUUUGAUUUCAUAUAGGUAAAUUAUAUCAAAAACGAUCUUUUUAAAAAAUUAAGAUGAUAUGAAAUAAAAAUAAUUAUGGAAUUAAUUAAUUAAGCAAAAUAUUAUUUAGAUAUUGCCUUAUGAUAAAUAUCUUGGGAAACUAAAUAAUAGUUGCUCCUUUAAGUCUAUUGAUUAUGAAACGGAACAAAUUUUAAAUGGAUUAGGUUUGGAAAGGAUGAAAUUUUUUUAAAAUGUUAUUAUAAACCAAAAAUUUUCUAAAUUUCUUUCAAUUUUAUGUAGAUUUUACAUUUUAAAAACUAAAAAAAAAAGAAGAAAAAAACAACCUACCACCAAGAUUUGAAUUAUUUGGUGUUGAUGAAUAAGUGAAAAAACUUUAAUGGUUAAAAUAAUUGUUAUAAGUUAUUAAAGACAAAAUCUUAGAAUAAUAUAUUGAAAGCUAAGUUGAAUCAUUCCAAUUACCUUCUUAAGAUGUUUAAACAAAAAAUAACGGUUAUAAUUAUGAUCUAGUUUUAAAUAAAGAAGGAGAAGUUCAAUAAUUAGAGUUUAGCCUAUCCAAACUUUCAUAUUUGCUUCAUGAAGUUGAUUUUACUAUGAUUGUUGAGAAAAAGAGAAUAGAAAUCUGCUAAGAAUAAGUUAAAUUGUAUGAAAAUUAAAUCAAAAAGAUAAGCAAAAUUAGAAUUAAAAAGAUUAAAAUAAAUUAGGAGUUUAAUAAAAUUAGUUAGAAAAUAUUUAUAAUGAGUGGAUCAAAUUAAAUUUUCCAAAUAAAUACAAUUUAAUUUUAGAUCAAAUUACAAAACUAAGAGGAUUUCAAUUCAAAUUUUCUAAAUUUGAAAAAUCAGAAUCCAAAGAAUAAUCAAAAUAAAAUCAAGAGAAUGAUUGAAAUUUAUUUGUUCGGGAUGCUUAGAUUUAAAUAGAAAAGUUUUUAUAAGAACUUAAUAUUUAAUAAUAAUUAUUAUAGAACUUUUGGAGGCUUAACAAUAAGCUAACAUUCAUAACAAAUAAUGAAUAAUAAGAUUAAAAAAUAAGUGAAUUCUUAGUUGAUAUCAUUGAAAUCAUUGAAAGGAUUAAAAUACAGUUUAUUAAUAAUGAAUACCAUAAAGAAUUUAAGGAAUUUCUUAUUCAAUAGAAAUUUCAAACUCUUGAAGAUAUAUUAAAAUUUGACCUGA